UAUCACACAAAACAUACUGUAUUUGUCCUGAAAAGAAAAUGAUGACCGAAAAACAUGAACCGAAAAUUGUCCGAAAUAUUACUGACAAAGAGUGGUCAGAAAUCUUCAACGAUAACAGUUGGCGAUACAAACCAACCGAUCAACUGUUAGCCAUCAAUGGUAAUGGUGAUCAACGACGACCAGUAUCGGUGACCAGAGACAAACCGGUCAAAAUUGGUGAAUACUCGUUGGACAGCAAUCAUCGGAUGGUAUUUGACCGRYCACUGGUCAAGUAUAUACACUUACCCGCGAAUACAGUCAAACCCAUGGAUCUACUGGAAGGAUACGUCCAGGGAAUCRAUUGGACUAAAUCAAUGUCGACUAAUGUCUAUAAAAUGGGCGAAUGGAUUGAUAAGGGUUAUCGCCCGCAGCCGACCGCAUCCUAUGAACAACUGGUGGACACCGAUUUUUUCUGUGGCCGCACACCACUGGCCUAUAUCAUGACRUUUCCKUAUGAAAAAUACGAGCCGUUGAUCAUAACRGCCACAAAGUUUCGCGGAAACAUCUAUUUGUUUGAUUACCGCAAACCACAGCCGCCGCCGGACGAAGAGUUCAAUMGAAUUAGUUUCAGUGGUCAUCGAUUCGAACAAUACAUAACCAGCGAUGACCMGAAUCGGCCAAACGAUUCCCAAGUSUUCAUUAAUGACAGAAGCGGUUACGUYGGUAUUGUUAAGACACAAUUGAAUGACGUAUUCAGCGGUAAGAGUCAUAAGAUAGUCAUCUCGGGUGAAGUCGAUUGCCUGACACGCGAUGCCCGACCCGAGUCRGCUACUGUCGACCAGUUUGUCGAAAUUAAGACAACCACUUCAUUAAAGCCGUUCAAACAGAUGAAAUGGUGGUCUCAGUGCUAUCUCGUAGGCAUUCCUACCAUUUAUUUCGGUUAUAGGGAUAACAACUUCAGAGUCAAUCAAUUGCAACGUAUUUCUGUCGAUUCRUUGCAUAACUACCGAUGUUUUUGGUCACCCAAUGAAUGUCUUAACUUUUUAUACCGAUUCUUGUCGUUUGUCAAACAGGUCGUUGCCGAAGACAACCCGAAUGUUGUCUACCGGUUUGAAUUCAGACCACAAAUUGGUGUCACGUAUACCAAACUGGAAGAACCGGGAAUUUUCCGUAUACUUGACGACAAAUACGUCCAAAAAUAUGCCAAUUAA
Molecule: messenger RNA, 1190 nt
Organism: Oppia nitens
Lineage: Eukaryota; Metazoa; Arthropoda; Arachnida; Sarcoptiformes; Oppiidae
Product: decapping and exoribonuclease protein-like
Exons: 1
Coding region: 39-1190 (383 amino acids)
Biological process (GO): NAD-cap decapping; nuclear-transcribed mRNA catabolic process
Cellular component (GO): nucleus; cytosol
Molecular function (GO): mRNA 5'-diphosphatase activity
Source: RefSeq, a predicted model, not a curated record